AUGCCCUCGUCUCGCUCGAGCAGGACUCCCAGCUUCACCAGCGAGCGCUCGCCCUCACUCGCCGGCUCCGUCACCUUCCCCAUGCCCACCACCACAGUGCGCCCCGCCCCCGCCUACAUUGCUGCCUCAGUCGCGUCGCAGACCGUCACCGACCACCACAAUGCCCAGCUGAGCGACAGCGACCACGACCACGACGAGCUGGCCAACGCCGUCUUCUCCGACCAGGCAUUGUCGCUGCUCAAUGGCUUCCUCGACCACCUGCUCCUGGCCUUUCUCUCUUCCGCCAAAUCCCCCUCCUUGACCGCCAUCCGCCCCGCCAUAUCCGACGUACUCAAGCCGCACCUUGCCCGCGAGGCCAUGGAAGCCGCCGACGAGGAGCUGCAGGGCUUGCUGGCCGGCGAGGACGACGACGAGUUUCCCGCACAGGACGGCAAGACGAUUGAGACGUGGGACGUGGAAAAGGUCUGGAAGCGCACCCGUCUGCGCAUCAUGGUCUACACGCGCCUGGGCGAGUUGGAGGACGAAGACGAGGAGAGAUAUGUCCAGCAGGAGCGCGGCCUCAGCAUGGAUGACGACGACGACGAAGCUGGUCUGGUGUCGUGGGCCUCGGCCAUCUUUUUGACCUCCGUCAUAGAGUACGUUGCUGAGCAGCUGCUGCUCGUCUCUGGCUCCGCUGCCUUUGGACGCCUCGAGUCGAGAAACAAGAAGACGGCUGAGAAAGCCGACACGCCCGAAGAUCCCGCCGCCAUCGAGCGCCUGACGGUUGAGGAGCCCGACGUGGAGAAGAUUGCACUCAACGCUGUACUCGGCUGCCUCUGGAGGACGUGGAGGAAGCGCAUGCGAUCUCCCCUCUCGCCCCUCUCGCCCAAGCAGCGCAUGCGCUCCGCCUCCAGCUACUCGAGCCUGCCCAUGCGCAAGUCCAGCCGCGAGACAAUCAACACGGUGCACAGCGAGCACGAACUCCUGCCCGAGCACCAGCCCACCGAGACCGACAUUGCAGCCAAUAUACCCCUUCCCAUGGGCGGCAAUGAUGUUGACGAGAUCGAAGUGCCUGGCUUGGCGCCGACGUACGAGGAUGAGGACGAGGGUCUGCAGACACCCGUCGCGCACCCGCAGCGAUCUGCAAGCGUCCUUAGGCCGACCUCGGUAGAUUUGCUCCGGAAUCGCAGAAAGGCGCGUCCCCUGUCUCUGCCCAUGCGCCCAACACCAGUGCUCGCCGUGCCCAGGCGCGGUGAGGCUGAUGAGGACGAAGAAUCCGCCCAGACUUCAGACGAAAGUGACAAGAACGACAAGCAGCUUCCAUCUGAGCAGGACUCAAACGACGAUUUGAACGACAUGAAGGCGGACGACUCCAUGAUGGCCUUCACAGCGACUACUGGCAUGGGCUUGAGGAUGGGCACUCCUGAACCCCGCGACGACAAGCAGACGGAUAAACCUGGCGGGCUCAAUGGGGUUGGCGAUACCAGCCCAAAGGUCAUGAGCUCAAGGCGAAUAUCCAUCGAUCGAUCUGGGCCCCCUGGCCUGGUACGCACCUUUUCAACCCGCAGCUCAACCCGCAGCGGAAGUCUCAAGUCGCCCCUGCACACGCCUCUGCACACGCCUGCAAUGACGCCAAAAGCAGCAACCUACUCGGAUGGGAAAUCUUCCCCGGACGACAAUCUGUCAGAAGACGAGUCCGAACAGUCAAAGGCAAUUGGUAUUGCGCGGAGGGCUGACAACGCCAUCCGAACCCCUUCUACCACGCCAGACGAGCCGCCUCGGCGACAGGGCAAGCGGUCCUUUGGUGGAGGCUAUGUGGAAGUCCAGCCUCAGAGCUCUACGCCCAUAUCCUUGUCGCACCGCGAAACCCCUUCGCCUGAUUACAAGAGUACGGUAUCGGAGCGUCUGUUGAUCCGCAACGAGAUCGCAAGAAAGCCAAUCCCUAGCGGAGAUGUUACUUCCAGCCCAUCUCAGUACGAAAGUCCUACUGGUGCCCCGUGGAGACAGGAGGGGUCUCGUUCCGUGUCCCUGGGCUCGUCGCUGCCUGCCCUGCAAGAGGUAGAGACCAGCACAGCGCAGCCUCCGAUUAAGAAGUCUGCCUCUGUACGCACGGCCAAAUCCAACUCACCUGCUUCUGACCGCCCAACUCGCCAUUCCGUCUCCGCCGGCCAGGACGGCUCCAUGCAAGUACCUGACCGACGACUACACCGCAUCUCAACUGGGGAGUCAAUCCGCUCUCAGCCCUCUGAAAAAUCGCCUUCCGACAGCACGUCGUUGAAGCGCGGUGCUUCGACAUCGUCUUCUCUCCGAAAGCAGAGCGUAUACCCAAUCUCUAGCGGGCGAGAAUCAGUAUCUAGCUAUCGCUCACGAGGCCUGAGUGGUCGCAUGUCAGAGGAAGACCGUGCUCGCGAGUUCGACUCUUUGGUCAAGGGACAGGACACUGUCAAGUUUACGUUGACACCGCAGAAUAUGCGGGACCUUGACGACACCCCGCCUCAGACGAGUGUGCAGACUCGCUCCUCGUCCACUUCUUCCGGAACUGCCUAUCCCCGCGUCAGUGCUGAAGACAAAUCUCCCAGCACGGCAAACCUACCCAGCACAACAGCACCAAAGCCCAAGCCAUCUACUGCCCAGCACAGACCUUCGGCCAGCCGCAAGGUAGUCACCAGACCGCUCGCAAGAGACCCAAAGGUCGAGACGGAAUCCAUGCGCGAUUUUGCCGACUUCAUCCGGUCUACGGGCCCUUCGCCUGGCCAGGAGAAGCCUGUGCAGCCUUUUGUCAAUAUCAAUGCACAUAAUCCAAAGUCUAAUGUCUCAACCUCUUCGCUGGCACGAAAACUAUCCACCAGGCGAUCGUCUACUAGUAAUGGAGCUGCUGCAAAGACACGCCUCAACAUGGAGCCACGCAGCCCGGCUGGUCUCAGCACUGGCAAUGGCGACCUGAUUGAUUUCAUCCGGCAGGGACCGCCUGAUGCGAAUAACGGGCAGCCUAGAAUUCCUCGGAGCGUAGCGCCGUUCCGCACCACUGUUGAUUCUGAUCAGUUCGAAACCAUGCUGGGAGGUCAUGCCAACGUUGAAACAGCAUACGGCUCCGCGUCAUCCACACUCGACUCCAAAGACAGCAGCCACACAAUCAAUUCACGCACUGGUCUCAUCUCAUCCCCUGGUAUCGUGCAGCCAGCCUAUUCCAACAUGCCCCAGCAGCUCAGCGGUAACAUGUCGGCAUCCAACGAGCCGCAGAUCACGCGAACCCGCCACCGCGUCAAGGAUCCUUACGCCAUUGACUUUUCCGAUGAGGACGACGACGAAGACUCGGAUCAGCUCACUGCCCUCCCAUCGAGUGGAUCCCAAGCACCCUCAUCACGCUCCGCAGCCCCCAAGCAGGAAAGCUUCAUGGACUUUCUCAACGCCAUGGAACCCCCAUCGACACAUGAACCCCAGCCAUUCAUGCUCAGCGAAGAAACCAUUGCUGCAGCAAGAGCGCGCGCACACUCCAACGCCGCAUCUACAUCUCGCAAUCUCAACGCCACCGCUUUAUCCUCGACAACCGUCUCUUCCGAUGCCCCCCGCGCGUAUAAGCCACGGAUACAAGCUAGAGCACCAGCAUAUGGUGAUGCCCGUGGUGGUCCCGUGGGAGGGGCCGGACGAACAGGUACGAGUGAUUUGGCUGAUUUCCUCAAGAAUUCCGGUCCCCCUGAGCCACCGGUGCGGACGCCUGCACCGCCGGUCAAGGAGGAGAAGAAGAGCCGGAAAUUCUGGAGGAGAUGA
Exserohilum turcica Et28A is the source of this 3747-nucleotide messenger RNA. RefSeq lists its product as uncharacterized. Lineage: Eukaryota; Fungi; Ascomycota; Dothideomycetes; Pleosporales; Pleosporaceae. The transcript is spliced from 2 exons. The record is from RefSeq and is a predicted model, not a curated record. The coding region runs from base 1 to 3747 and encodes 1248 amino acids.